Messenger RNA from Macrosiphum euphorbiae (potato aphid), 1563 nucleotides. The record is from the annotation of a GenBank genome assembly. NCBI's taxonomy places the organism in Eukaryota, Metazoa, Arthropoda, Insecta, Hemiptera, Aphididae.
AUGCCUGCCGCCAUUGCAGCCAUGGAUGAGUUCGACUCGUACGGCCGGGGCACAGCUCAUGGCCUUUCGGAAAUUCAAUCUUUUUACAAUGGUAAGACGGUUUUUUUGACUGGCGCCACUGGAUUCGUGGGCAAUUUAAUACUGGAAAAACUAAUCAGAACUUGUUCUGGAGUUAAACGAAUUUAUGUCUUGAUCAGAGAGAAAAAAGGAAAAACUACAGAAGAAAGGUUUAAACAGCUCUUCAAUGACCCAGUAUUUGAAUUAAUGAAAAAAGAACAGCCAAACUAUUUGGAAAAGAUCACAUCGGUAAUCGGUGAUUGUUGUUUACCAAAUUUAGGGAUACAAGAGAAAUACAUGGACAUUAUGAAAGAUGAAGUUAACAUUGUUAUACACUCCGCCGCUACGGUAAGAUUCGACGAACAUUUAAGAAAAGCGGUAAACAUCAAUAUUAUCGCCUUGAAGGAUAUGCUGAAAAUGAGCCAAGGAAUGAAAGGCUUAAAGGCUUUCGUUCAUAUUUCAACAGCUUAUUCGAAUUGUGCCGGGAGAAAAGUUGUAGAUGAGGUGUUCUAUAAGCCACCAAUAUCUGGAAACAAUUUAUUUAAGGUCGUGGAGAGUCUUGACGAUGACUACAUCGAUAAAAUUACUCCUUCAUUGCUGAAGGAGUGGCCAAACACGUAUGCGAUGACAAAAGCAAUUGCAGAAGGUGAAAUCACAGAACACGGCAAAGGGUUACCCAUCGGAGUGAUAAGGCCGUCGAUGAUCGUGGCCACAGACAACGAACCGGUCCCCGGUUGGAUCAACAACAUCUACGGACCGACAGGGGUCGUCGCGGCCACCGGCGUUGGACUCCUGAGGUGCAUGAUCGCCGAUCCCGACAAAAUAGCCGACAUCGUGCCCGGAGACUUCGUCAGCAAUGCCGUUGUGGCCUCCGCCUGGGACAUCCACAACCAAUGGGAAGCAGUCGGUUUGAAUAAGGAACAGUUCGUGCCACCAAUUUAUAAUGUCGUUUCUUCGAGCUCUAACCCAUUAACAUGGGGAGAAUUUUCGGCGUUCAACAAAAGCCAUGGAAGUCACGCACCCUCUGUAAAAGCGAUCUGGCCAUUUAUGUUGAGGAUUUCCAAAACCAAAUACGAAUAUACAAUCUUGUGUUUUCUCCUCCACAUCUUACCCGCGUUCAUUAUCGAUUCCUUAGCCAAACUAACGGGAAGAAAGCCACAAUUAAUGGAAGGUUACAAGAAAAUUCACAAGUUCAUCGAAGUCGUAUCGUACUUCUCCCUAAAGUCAUGGACAUUCCACGACGACAACACGAAGUCGCUUAUAAAAAAGCUGUCCAAACUGGACCAGUCCCUGUUUAGGUUCGAUAUUGCCAAAUUAGACUGGAACGAGUAUUUCAAGAAACACGUGGUGGGCAUUCGACUGUACAUCUUUAAAGAUCCACUGGACACCGUGCCGGAAGCGUUAAGACGAAAUAAAAAAUUGUACAUGAUUCACUACACGUUAAUGUCCUUUUUGGUGGCAUUAUUGAUGGUAGUAGUUUACGGACUGUUUCUACUAUUCGUAUAG